Talaromyces amestolkiae is the source of this 2409-nucleotide messenger RNA. RefSeq lists its product as uncharacterized. Gene Ontology annotation, molecular function: nucleic acid binding. The coding region runs from base 1 to 2409 and encodes 802 amino acids. Gene Ontology annotation, cellular component: U2-type post-mRNA release spliceosomal complex. The transcript has a single exon. Gene Ontology annotation, biological process: spliceosomal complex disassembly. Lineage: Eukaryota; Fungi; Ascomycota; Eurotiomycetes; Eurotiales; Trichocomaceae. The record is from RefSeq and is a predicted model, not a curated record.
AUGAUCAUCAAGAACGACAAGAUGGACUACGACGACGAUGAAUCCCCAGCGCGAUCGCCUUUUGCAGGACAGAAGCGCAAACUGCGGGAGGUGAGCUCUUCAGACGAGGAAGAAGAAGCUACUGCUCGGCCAUCGUUUGGAUUUCAGCCUUUCCGGCGCGCUGCUUCUCGCUCCGAAUCCCCGCCAACGAUGACCGCCGGCUUGGGUGGCGGCGCUGCUCGAAGCGCCUGGAACAGCACUGCAUCUACCCCAACCGCUACAAUGCAAAGUCGUGGGCGCGGAGGAGGAACUGGUGGAGGUGACAAUAAAGGCGGAUCUACCAUGGGGAAGAACUCAUUUGCGGCCAGGAUGAUGGCGAAGAUGGGUUACGUCGAAGGCCAAGGUUUGGGUGAAGGCGGUCGCGGUAUUGUCAAUCCGAUCGAGGCGCAGGGGCGUCCACAAAGAAUCGGUCUCGGUGCUGUCAAGGAGAAAUCAAAACAGGCAAGAGAGGAGGAAAAGCGACAGGCUGCUGCGAGAGGCGAAGUCAUUGAGGAUAGUUCUGACGAAGGACGACAAAGACGGCAGAAGCGCAAGGCUCAACGGCAUAAAGCUGAUGAUCGUAGUGGAGUAUCAACGCCAGCUGGUCCGCCCAAGACUAGGUUUCGGACAGCCCGAGAAUUGGAGGCGGAGGUCGAAGGUCUUGUUGUGCCUAAUGUGCUCAAGUCACUGGUUGAUGCGACGGGAAGGGAACAGAAAGUUCUGACGUCUACCGCCGGAUUAAUGACUCCUAUGGAAUUCGUGAAUCAAGCAGAAGGAGAAGCUUUGAAGAUUGCUCGGCGUGCACGCCAUGAUCUCGAAGCAUUUGUCGAUGAGUGGAAGGGCCUGACGGAGCGAAAGAAGUUCAUUGACCUGGAGGAAACCCAAGUUGUCGAAGAGAUGGAUAGUUAUCAAGUCAAAUCAGAGCAACUGGCACGUUUGGUAUCGGCUCUCGAAGGCAUCCAGAUAAUGGAACCCAGAGAGACUAUUUUACAACGAUUCGAAGAAGUUACGAGCAAGCUUGAAUUGAUCGAAGUUGAGUAUCGGGAUGUUAUUGACGAAUAUCGGCUUUCGGAUGCAGCUGUAGCUGCCAUUCAUCCUUUGUUCCGCGAAGCCAUGGAGGAGUGGGAGCCCUUGAAAGAUCCCACCUUUCUUGUUGCAGACCUCUCGCGUUUACUCCCCCUUCUUUCUAGGAAAAGUCAGCAGAUUGAAGACGAGCAAGUACAAAGACACCGGCAGUCUACAUCACCCUUUGAAAGUCUCAUAUAUUCUAUUUGGCUUCCUCGCGUACGUUCUGUGCUCUUGAACGAGUGGGACGUCUACGAGCCGUCGCCCGCUACGUCGCUUGUUGUUGCGUGGAAGGAUGUCAUCCCCACUUUUGUCUAUUCGAAUAUCCUCAAUCAAGUCAUAGUGCCUAAGCUUAGCGCUGCAAUUAGGGAGUGGAAACCUCGCAGCAGUCGUCGACAUCCCGACUCAUCACAGGGGUCUCGAUUCCCAUGGUGGCUUUUCACAUGGUUGCAGUACCUGGAUGAACGACACACUAACCCCAGACAUGCAACCGGACUGCUUUCUGAUGUGAGACGAAAGUUCCGCGUCAUCCUAGACACAUGGGAUCUACGAAAGGGUUUGUUGAAUGGGGCUGAUCUAUGGAAAGAGGCUCUUGGCUCAGAGUUUGAUGCUGCCCUUCACAAACACCUACUUCCACGACUCGCGCGUCAUUUGCGAGAAAACUUUGAAGUCAAUCCUCAAGAUCAGAAUUUGACUGCAUUCGAAGAUGUGCUCAAAUGGAAGGAUCUAUUUAAACCAAAGGUCUUCGGUCUACUCCUGGUUGCGGAAUUUUUCCCCAAGUGGCACAAUAUUCUGUAUAUCUGGUUGACGAACGAUCCCAACUUUGAAGAAGUCGCCGAGUGGUUCACAUGGUGGAGAUCUCAGAUCCCCGCGGAUCUCAAUGAGAUCGUCAUGGUCGAUGAGGAAUGGACCCAGGGCCUUAAAAUGAUGGACUUGGCCUCCCAACUCGGCGAUCGUGCCGCAACAGAACUUCCUGCGCCUGAAAAGAUUCCCACAGCAGCACCAAUCACUGCCGCCGGUCUUCAACCUGAAAAGACCGUCCCCGCCAAAGCGGCGAAACCAAAAGCUCCUGUCAAAGAGAUCGCUUUUAAGGAUAUUGUGGAAGAAUGGUGCGCAGAUCAAGGUCUUAUCAUUCUGCCACUGCGAGAAGCGCACCCUCAAAAUGGGCAGCCUUUAUUUCGGAUCACCGCCAGCGCGAGCGGCAAAGGAGGGGUUAUUGCAUUUUUACAGGGAGAUGUUGUCUGGGUGCAGAACCGCAAGGCACGGGAUACCUGGGAGCCGAUGGGUUUGGAGGAUCAAUUGGUCGAACGUGCCGAGGGGAAAUAA